CGAGCGUCGACUUGCAGUCAAAAGACACAACCUGCUUCCCCCCCUUGAUAUCGGUGUAUGGCAUCUCGUUGGAUCACAAACCUAUUCCGUCAAUCUCCAUCUGCGUCCAUCCUACGUACCCGUCCGAUCGUCUUGAUCCCGCAAGCUAGACCUAGACAGACUCCGUAUCAACCACUCAACCUCUCGAGACAUACGAGCAAAAUGUCCGCCCCGGCUCAAGCUGAAAACCUCCACAAGGACCCCGUAACUGGGGAGAUGAUCUCCAAGUCCGAGCUCAAAAAGCGUAUAAAGAACAGGGAAAAGGAGGCUGCCAAGGCUGAAAAGGCCAAGAACAAGCCCGACCAGCCCGAGCAAAAGAAAAAGGACAACAAGGCCGACGAGGAGGAGCUCGACCCCACUCAAUACUUUGCCCUCCGAACCAAGCGUAUCCUUGCCCUCCGAGCGUCGCAGAACCCGGACCCUUACCCUCACAAGUUCAACGUCAGCCAGUCGAUCCCGUCUUAUAUCAAAGAAUGGGAGGUCGAGGGCAAGGUCGCCAAGGGUGACAGGCUCAAGGAGCCCACCAUCUCGCUCGCCGGAAGGUUGGGCAACAUGAGAAGUUCGGGUCAGAACUUGCACUUUUACGACUUGCACGCCGAGGGCGAGAAGAUUCAGAUCCUAGCUCAGGUUCAGGAGGCCGAGAACGAGGAGGAGUUCCGUCAGAUUCACGACAUUCUCGCCCGAGGUGACAUUGUCGGUGUCAUUGGAUCCCCAUCCCGAUCGCAAAAGGGAGAACUCUCGAUCUCUCCCCGCAAGAUCAUCCUCCUCUCGCCCUGUCUGCACAUGUUGCCCAAGAUCACCGACGGUGGUCUGACCGACCCCGAGAUCAGGUACCGAAAGAGGCACGUCGACUUGAUCAUGCACGACAAUGUCAAAAAGGUCUUUAUCACCCGUAGCAAGGUCGUCAACUAUGUCCGCAAGUACCUCGACUCGCUCGGUUUCAUGGAGGUCGAGACUCCGAUGAUGAACAUGGUCGCCGGAGGUGCCACAGCCAAGCCGUUCAUCACCCACCACAACGACCUCAAACUCGACCUCUUCCUCCGAAUCGCCCCGGAGCUCUACCUCAAACAGCUCGUCGUUGGAGGUCUCGACCGGGUGUACGAGAUCGGUCGAGUGUUCCGAAACGAAGGAAUCGACAUGACCCACAACCCCGAGUUCUCCAUCUGCGAGUUUUACAUGGCCUACGCCGACAUGUACGACCUGAUGGACAUGACCGAGAGCAUGAUCAGCGGGAUGGUCAAGUACAUCACUGGAGGUACCAAGGUGACCUUCCACCCCGAGGGCAAGGGAGAGGGCAAGAAGGAGUACACGCUCGACUUUGCCACUCCUUGGAAGAGGUUUGACAUGAUUGAAGAGCUAGAGAAGCAGUUGAACGUCAAGUUCCCUCCUGGCGAGACCUUGCACACUGCCGAAGCCAACCAGUUCUUGAGGGAUCUCUGCACCAAGCACAACGUCGACUGCUCCGAGCCGAGGACCAACGCUCGAUUGCUCGAUAAGCUCGUCGGCGAGUUCAUCGAGAACCAGUGCAUCAACCCCUCGUUCAUUGUUGGACACCCGCAAGUCAUGUCGCCCUUGGCUAAGCGUCAUCGAUCCCGACCGGGUCUUUGCGAGCGGUUCGAGGCUUUCGUCGCCACCAAGGAGAUCUGCAACGCCUACACCGAGUUGAACGAUCCUUUCGACCAGCGAGAGAGGUUCGAGGAGCAGACCAGGCAGAAGGAUCAGGGAGACGACGAGGCUCAGGGUGUCGACGAGACCUUCAUGAACGCACUCGAAUACGGUUUGCCCCCUACUGGAGGAUUCGGUCUUGGUAUCGACCGUUUGGUCAUGUUCUUGACCGAUUCGGCCAACAUCAAGGAGGUCCUCCUCUUCCCGGCCAUGAAGCCCAUCCAGACCAUCUCUCAGGGCGCCGCCGAGCAAGCCGCUCCCGAGAAGGGCGUACUGGGACCUACCGAGAGGUUCGACAAGGAGGCCGUGGACAAGCGCGUCGACGAGCAGAACCAGUUGGCUUGAUCGAGCGAUGUAGAAUUUUCACAAGGAGGUCUUUGGGUUUAUGGAGAUCGAACACGAAGAUUACAUGAUGAUGACGAUGGCAAACAUGUGUGCGCUUCCGA
This is a messenger RNA of Filobasidium floriforme, 2150 nucleotides long. RefSeq names its product lysyl-tRNA synthetase. The record is from RefSeq and is a predicted model, not a curated record. Gene Ontology annotation, molecular function: tRNA binding; lysine-tRNA ligase activity; ATP binding. Gene Ontology annotation, cellular component: cytosol; cytoplasm. NCBI's taxonomy places the organism in Eukaryota, Fungi, Basidiomycota, Tremellomycetes, Filobasidiales, Filobasidiaceae. Bases 58 to 2049 code for a protein of 663 amino acids. Gene Ontology annotation, biological process: lysyl-tRNA aminoacylation. The transcript has 7 exons.